Mollisia scopiformis is the source of this 1400-nucleotide messenger RNA. RefSeq lists its product as uncharacterized. The transcript has 3 exons. NCBI's taxonomy places the organism in Eukaryota, Fungi, Ascomycota, Leotiomycetes, Helotiales, Mollisiaceae. The record is from RefSeq and is a predicted model, not a curated record. The coding region runs from base 33 to 1400 and encodes 455 amino acids.
CUCUUAUCCUUGAUCAACCCAACUUUGAUAAAAUGGUCGACAACGCACACAAGAUGCCACAACUCCGAACUUCCUUGAAAUCUUCUGGCAGUGGGACAUCCGAAUCUGCUUGGGAUCUGGAAUACCAUGUCUCCCAUCUGGCAGCAAUGAGGAAUAUGACCAAGAAAGUCUUGAAAGAGCAGUUCCAAGACCUUGGUCUUGUGCCUGAGGGGGAAGACGCCGGACGAUGGUGGAAAGAAUGGGAGGAUACCAUGAGAGCUGUCUUGGAACCUUCCACAAGCUCGAACGGGUCUUAUGUGUUGAAGAAGGAUAUGUGGGCACGAGUCACCCCGGAGGAUUAUCCUUACAAGACCCAGAAGGACCGAAAGAAAGCCGAAGCAAGAAAAGUUAAAAAUAUUCGUGUCGACAAUUUCGGAUUCUUGGAGAGUGAACCUGAGGAAAGAAUGGAAAUCAGCCAAACUCGAACAAGAAAGCGUCCUGCUGAUCUGAAGGCAGCUGGACCUGCCAACGAAUCUUCAAGUUCGAAGUCUGUUGCUCGCAUGACACAAACAUCUCCAAGCCUGAACGCAGGAUCUUCUCGAGCGACAGUAACACCCCAAGGCGACAUAGCAAUUCAGUUGGCGCAACGACUUACAAGUCGGGAGGCUUCAUCUACAACAAUUACCGACACUAUCGAAGCCAAGCAAAAUCAGGAGACUUUGAAGACGGCGGAAAGGAUGGAGAGAAUCAAUCAAUGCCUUGGUGAACAUCAGCCUACUGUAGCUGGAGUUGGCGAACCCAAUCAAGAUCUUGUUCCAGAACCAGACGCACUUCUCGAACGCCAAGAAACACCACAACAACAUUUGGUCCUCAAGCUCAAGAUCUCUAAGCGCAAACUCGAGAAGCAACCUGAUUCGGAUCGGCCUUCGAAGUCUCAAAAAUCGUCGCAUCAGGUCUCGAGUUCUGCAGUUGACGGUAGGAGUACACAACCAAGCGACUUCAGAGAGAAGUUUGAAGAGCUUGUCGUUGAAGUGGAAAGGGAAAACCAUGGCUUGAAGGAGGAGAUAAACAAGAUGAAGCUAGCGGGUGAAACAUCUCAACAGAAAUCAGAAGAGCGAGUCAAGGAGUUGGAAGCGCUCAACUCAAAUUUGAGAGAUGAUGUUUCGAACAAGGAUGGUGUCAUCAAACAAUAUGAGGCAGAUCUUACCGAGGAGAAGUCCAAAAGCUCAGCGCUACAAAUCGAGGUUGAUGGUCUGAAAGAAGCAGCAGCAAACUCGCUUGUCCAAAAGCUUCAAUCAGAAGUCGAAAGACUCGAGAGCGAGCAUGAGACAAUGAUCAAAGACAAGCUUUCCGCAGAAAGAGAGAUCGAACGCUUGAAGGCUAUUGAGAUCAAAUAUAACGCGGCUGGCAAAUACUUUUAA